AUGCCAGACCUCACCUUGCAAGAGAUCGAGGAGAAGGUGAUGGCCGCGAAGCCCUGGAAAGCGCCUGGUGAGGACGGCCUUCCUGCGAUCGUAUGGAAGAAGCUCUGGCACGUGGUGAAGCACCGGAUCAUCCCUCUGAGGAAACCAGAUAAAGGAGACUACACCAUGGCCAAGGCGUGGCGACCGAUUUCUCUCCUGUCGACGCUUGGCAAGAUUCUGGAGUCAGUCGUGGCGGAACGUAUCAGCUAUGCAGUCGAGACCCAAGGGCUUUUGCCCGCGAACCACUUUGGUGCACGGAAGCGCAGGUCCGCAGACCAAGCACUCGUGCUCCUGCAAGAACGGAUCUACAAGGCAUGGAGAACGGGCAGAGUGCUCAGCCUCAUCAGCUUUGACGUCAAAGGCGCAUACAACGGAGUGUGUAAAGAGCGAAUGCUCGAAAGGAUGAAAGCCCGAGGCAUCCCGAGUCGUCUGGUCAAGUGGAUCGACGCAUUCUGCUCGGGACGGACCGCGUCGGUGGUUGUCAACGGGCACACUUCCGAGCAACAACCCCUGCCGCAGGCCGGCCUACCCCAGGGAUCCCCUCUGUCGCCAGUGGCUUUUCUUUUCUUCAACGCAGACCUGGUGCAAAGACGGAUCAAGUCAAACAGAGAUGAGAAGACAUCCGUCAUCCACUUCACACGCAUCACGGAGCGCAACAGCGACCUGCCUCUCAUCAUCAAAGGAAACGAUGUCAAGCCGAAGAACAACGUGAAGCUGUUGGGAGUCAUCAUGGACAAAGCGCUUCGCUUCAAAGAGCACAUCGCCAGAGCAGCCGCCAAAGGCUGGCCGCGGCCAUGUGUUUGA
Hirsutella rhossiliensis is the source of this 843-nucleotide messenger RNA. Its product is annotated as reverse transcriptase (RNA-dependent DNA polymerase) domain-containing protein. The coding region runs from base 1 to 843 and encodes 280 amino acids. The record is from RefSeq and is a predicted model, not a curated record. The transcript is spliced from 4 exons. NCBI's taxonomy places the organism in Eukaryota, Fungi, Ascomycota, Sordariomycetes, Hypocreales, Ophiocordycipitaceae.